This is a messenger RNA of Sebastes umbrosus (honeycomb rockfish), 1617 nucleotides long. Its product is annotated as scavenger receptor cysteine-rich type 1 protein M130-like. Gene Ontology annotation, cellular component: membrane. Lineage: Eukaryota; Metazoa; Chordata; Actinopteri; Perciformes; Sebastidae. Bases 149 to 1096 code for a protein of 315 amino acids. The transcript is spliced from 5 exons. The record is from RefSeq and is a predicted model, not a curated record.
GGUGAAGUCGAACCAGUUUAACCAGUCUUGGUCCUCAGUGUGUGAAGCUGACUUUGACCAGCAGGAUGCAGAGGUGGUCUGUAGGGAGCUUGGCUGUGGGGCUCCUUCAGUCCUCCAGGGGGCGCUCUAUGGAGACGUAGAGGCUUCAAUGUGGACCAAAGAGUUCCAGUGUGGAGGAACUGAGUCUGCUCUCCUGGACUGUAGAAGCUCAGGCUCAGAUAGAAACACCUGCUCACCUGGCAAAGCUGUUGGACUCACCUGCUCAGAGUCUGAUGAUGUCAGGUUGGUGGGAGGAGACAGUCGCUGUGCAGGAACACUGGAGGUGAAACAUCAGGGAGACUGGAGACCAGUGGGUAGCUAUUACUCUGACUGGAGCCUGAAGGAAGCAACUAUUGUUUGUAGAGAACUUUCCUGUGGCUCUGCUGUUUCGGUAGGAUGGAGAGAGGAGUCCUCAUCCAGAUCUGUGUGGUGGAUCAGGUCUGACUGUGUUCAGUCUAAAUCUGCUCUGAGGGAUUGUGCAACACCAGAUUCCUCUCCCCUCAUCCUGAAUCUCACCUGCUCAGACCUGCUGCUUCAGCCCAACAUCUCUGGGUCCUCCUCUGUGGACGGGGUCUCCGAGGCCCAGCAGCAGGGGUUUCACGUGCUCAGGGGCUCCACCUUCACCAUCAGCUGCUCCAUCCAGCCACAGUACCCAGGAGGCUCCUUCCAGCUCAACUUCACCUCCUCCACCUCAGCACUCAACUACAUUGAGCCAGCUGUCAAUCACUCCGCCCACUUCCUGUUUCCUGCUGCAGAGCCCGCCCACCAAGGAAGCUACAGCUGUGUUUAUCACGUCUAUGUUUUUUCUCAUAACUUCUCGUCUGAGAGCCGUCUGAUCUCUCUCACUGUCGCAGAUCUAAGGCCUUUUAUCAUCAGAGCGAUCGUCCUGCCGCUGAUUCUGCUGUUGGCGAACAUUGGCUUUUACUUCUACUAUAAGACCACCAGGGGGCAGAGGCCGGGUAGACGGGAGAAGGCUGAGCCUGAUUAUUAUAACCUGGGUGUUCCUGCAGCUGAAGGAGGGCCGACUGAAGAGGAAGGAGCUCAGGGAGCAGAGUAGCACCUCCAAAGAGCUCAUCUCACAUCCAGAUGGAUUUAUAACACACAACCAUCCAGCAGUUCAUUUUAUACGCAUGUUCCCUUUAAACAAGCUGUAAAUAUUAUAAAACAGUAUAUACUAUAUUUUUUACUUGAACUGAAUACAGUGUUGGAGGCGGGCCCCCGUUCAGUCCUAUGAAAGUUGCUCAGUGGCGCAUGAUGCCAAAAUGGCUCAACCUCCAUCUAGAAAAGUACCUGGAUCUUCCGUCGAUGUUCCUCAUCCAUUGGGUCCGCUCGGUCACAUGACUCGGUCCCAACGGACUACUUAAGGAAUAUACUUAAAUUUCUGAUCAAGAAUUUUGAUGAAUUCAUAAGAUUUUGCUUAAUUUUGUACAUUAAAGAAUAUCCUUAAAUUUGUGAUCAAGGACUUUGCUUAUUUCUUAAGAAUUUUGCUUAAUUUUGUACUUUAAAGGGACCAUUUGUAACUUUCAGAAAUGCUUCUUAACAGCGACACCUGUGGCCGUGAAAUCAACGAAAGUCAGC